AUGGAGACUCAGAUCGUGCUACGAUGGGCGAGACGCGAAGAUAUUCCAUACAUGACAGAGAUCUUGAAGACCAAUUUUCUCACCUUCGAAUUCCACGACCAUUUUUGCCCAACUCGAAGGGAGAACCAGGAGGAGUUCUACAACUUCCUACUUCGCCGCAUCAAGCAAUUCUUCAUGAAGCCAGAAUGUCGAUACAUGGUUGCAGAAGCCACAACCCCAUCUAUCAAUGGCAAGCAGAGCACCGAAAUCGUCGGCUUCGCCUCCUGGGAAGCCCAGGGCGACGCCAAUAUUGUCGGGCAGGAAUGGAGAAGCCAACGAGCUGGAGUAUAUGCUGGAUUCGAGAGAAUGCUAGGUGGCAUCGAGCUGGAGUACUACCGCUACUUCUUGAAUAGAAUCUUCGACUACAAAGGCUUCGCAAUGUGUCUGGACCGACUGCAUUCUGUCUACGAAGGUGUGCAGGGUCUGGAUCCGUGCAUGCACCUGCAAUUCUUGAUGGUCGCUCCGAAGUGGCAACGCGGUCAGCGGGGAACUGGUGUUGGCAAGCGUCUCUUCCAAUGGGGCGUGGAUGUUUCCGAAAAGACUGGAAUCCCUCUGGUCAUCGAGAGUAGUCUGCUGGCCUACAACUUCUACUUGAAGAACGGCUGUAAACUGCUGAAGGAAGUCCGCAUCGAUUUGGUUCCUGAAAAAGCUUACGAUCUUCCUGUUGUGUGGUACGAGCCGAAAAAGAUCCCGACGUAG
Molecule: messenger RNA, 738 nt
Organism: Pseudocercospora fijiensis CIRAD86
Lineage: Eukaryota; Fungi; Ascomycota; Dothideomycetes; Mycosphaerellales; Mycosphaerellaceae
Exons: 1
Coding region: 1-738 (245 amino acids)
Source: RefSeq, a predicted model, not a curated record